This is a messenger RNA of Westerdykella ornata, 817 nucleotides long. Its product is annotated as HAD-like protein. The record is from RefSeq and is a predicted model, not a curated record. The coding region runs from base 75 to 809 and encodes 244 amino acids. NCBI's taxonomy places the organism in Eukaryota, Fungi, Ascomycota, Dothideomycetes, Pleosporales, Sporormiaceae. Gene Ontology annotation, molecular function: sugar-phosphatase activity; beta-phosphoglucomutase activity. The transcript is spliced from 4 exons.
UUUGCCAUCGCCGGUCUCUAUAUAUAGUGAGAGGGCCACUGCGGUACUCCUGAAAGGCCAUACUCGACCCGAAGAUGACUGUCGCCGAACCUGAAUUUGCUGCGGAACCGGAAGUGGUGACCUGCCAUGGCCUUCUUUUUGAUAUGGAUGGCACGAUAAUAGACUCCACCGAAGCAGUCGUCAAAAACUGGCAAAAGAUCGGACGGCAGAUAGGUGUAGACCCCGAGGUGAUCCUAGCCACAUCACAUGGACGACGCUCCAUUGAUGUGCUUCAAAUUUACGAACCCAAACUAGCCAACUGGGACUAUAUUCGCGAGGUUGAGGGAGUGCUCCCCAAGGAGUUUGGAGCAGAUGCCGUCGAAAUCCCCGGAUCUCGAGCGUUGCUGGAACAGAUUGACCAGCGGUCAAUACCAUGGUGUAUCGUCACCUCUGGGACCCGCCCUUUGGUAACAGGUUGGCUGGAUGUGCUGAAUCUUGCUCAUCCCCAGAAUCUGGUUACUGCCGAAGACGUCAAGAUCGGAAAACCAGAUCCGGCAUGUUAUGCGUUAGGUGCUAGCAAGCUGAAGCUGCCCAAAGCCAAUCCAUCUAUUCUGGUCUUUGAAGACGCUCCUGCUGGUGUUCGUUCUGGGAAGGCUGCUGGAUUCCGCGUAGUUGGCCUUGCCACGACGCAUUCGAUAGAAGAAUUGAUUGACGCGGGUGCUGACUGGAUCGUGAGGGACAUGACAUCCGUUCGCCUCGAAGACUGGGAUGAGACCACAGGCGAAGCACGGAUUGCGAUCCAUAAUGCUUUGACUCGAAGCAAGAAUUAGAGAAUAGA